This is a messenger RNA of Mucor mucedo, 1297 nucleotides long. Its product is annotated as phosphoribosyltransferase-like protein. NCBI's taxonomy places the organism in Eukaryota, Fungi, Mucoromycota, Mucoromycetes, Mucorales, Mucoraceae. The transcript has 4 exons. Gene Ontology annotation, molecular function: orotate phosphoribosyltransferase activity. Gene Ontology annotation, biological process: pyrimidine ribonucleoside biosynthetic process; pyrimidine nucleotide biosynthetic process; 'de novo' pyrimidine nucleobase biosynthetic process. The record is from RefSeq and is a predicted model, not a curated record. The coding region runs from base 5 to 1297 and encodes 430 amino acids. Gene Ontology annotation, cellular component: cytoplasm.
CAUCAUGUCUUCUUCUAACGUUUUCCUUAAAACUGAAUUUCCUGAAAUUAUCAUUCCCAGAGAUGUAGUCAAAAACAUUACAAAUAAUCUCCGGGAUUGUCGCCAAUCCACAGAUGAACAGGUGGUUCGGGCCAACCUUGCGUUGAUUAAACGAAACCAUAGCGAUGUAGAUGGCCUGUGCUACGACGAAAUUUACGCUGAUGUGGUUGCUGGUCUGCGAUAUGAAACUGAAUACUACCAAAACAUGACAAACGAGCUUCUGGAACGUGUUGACAUGUUCCUCAAUGCCGAAGCUCUGGACGAGAAUUUGGCAACACGAGUGGUGGAGUAUUAUGUCAGUGACAUUUGGGCAGUACUCAAAACGUCCAAAAACUAUAUGGAGGUUGAUCGUGUAGUUUUGCAUGAUUUUGAAAACACGUCCAGCAUCUUCAACAAGGCUACCAUAAACAGUGCAAAUCAACCAAGAGUGACCCUCCGCCGUUCGACCGUGGACACAUGUCGUAAUUACUUUCGUUUCGUGUUCCCGGUUCCCACAUUACGUAUUGUUGACGGUGCCGAUACGUAUGUGGAUGGGGUUGCUUUUGGAACCAUACGUAAUGUCCUCAUUCGACAUGCCUACAUUUAUUUUAUGGCAAACAUGUUUAUGGCCUAUCAACGUGAAUUUAUCGAAUUUGCACUCAAGAAUGAAGUAUUAAAGUUUGGAUCUUUCCACCUCAAAUCUGGUCGUACUUCACCUUAUUUCAUCAAUGCUGGUUUGUUCAACAGUGGUAAGACUUUGGGUGCUAUCGGUACUUUUUAUGCUGCUGCUCUUCAAGAUGCUGGCUUUGAGUACGAUGUUCUCUUUGGUCCCGCCUAUAAGGGUGUCCCUCUUGUCUGUGCCACGGCUUUGUCUCUCGCCAACGAUUACGACAAGGAUGCACCUUUUGCCUUUAACCGUAAGGAAAAGAAGGAUCACGGUGAAGGUGGUAGUAUUGUCGGUACUCCCUUGAAUGGAAAAAUUGUGAUUAUCGAUGAUGUGAUUACAGCUGGUACUGCCAUCAAUGAAUCUAUCGAGAUUAUCAAGGACAAUCAUGCUCAACUUUCAGGUGUCCUCGUUGCCGUUGAUCGUGCAGAGAUUGCUCCCGAUGGUUCUGGCAAGAGUGCCAUUCAAGCUAUUGAAGAAAAGCACAAGAUUGAGAUUCGUGCCAUCAUUUCAAUGGAUCAUAUCAUGGAAUUUAUGGAGGAAAAGGGUACUUAUGAAAAUGAACUCAAGUUGAUGAAGGAGUAUAAGGCUCAAUAUGGUAUCAAGAAGGCUUAA